AUGAGCCCAGGCACAACAUCAGAGAAGCGACGGAGGCUCAACUUUGCCUGUACUUUCUGCCGCUCCCGCAAGACACGCUGCGAUGAGGGUAAGCCGUCGUGCCGUGCCUGUACUCAGGCCGGCAUUCCGUGCAUCACCAUCAACAAUCGGCAUCCGGACAGAGAUGUAACACGAGGGCAGGCCGGAAAGUCCGGGAUCCGACCCAACGCUAAACCAUCGAUGGCUGUACCAGAGCAGGGCAAGGCACGCAAGACCUUGCGCCAGCAUGCACAGCAGGCAGAUCAAAGCCUCGGCGCCUUUCGAGGACGUUUGCCACUCGUGCGCGCUGCAAGAGGCUCCACUUCUGUCGAAAUCCACACCGAGUGGCUGCGUGUCGGACUCGGUCGACUCGGUCGCAGCAGCCGCCUCACAUACGCCACGGUAGCCGCAAGUCCCGAUCCCUUUCUGCCCAGCGUCUCGACCAUGCCGUCACUUCCGAGCGACUGGCAGAUGAUGCUGAACCAUUUCAUCAUCGGGAACAACACCCUUUUCCCCCUUCUCGAUGCCGAGGCACUUUGUAGCGAUGCCGAAGAAGUGCUGAGUCUAUCACCUGGCAACUUCUGCGCUCGGCGAGGCGGGCUGACCCUCAUGCAGAUCUACCUGGCUGUUGCUGUCGGCGCCGAAGGCAAGUCGAUAUCUGCGCAGCCUCUGAUCACGUAUGCCAAGUCGAUGCUCGGGCAUGUCGCUGGUCUGCAAAGCCCCUCUGCCGUCAAGGCGGUUGCGCUGCUUUCGGUUGCUCUGAAGCAGACGGAUGAGGUGAUGAGCGCCUGGCACGUCCUCGGCAUGGCAGUUCGCGCAGCACUUUCGAUUGAAAUCGAUGCGAGGACCUGGAAUACGCUGUACACGCUCGACAAGCUCAUGGCGUUUGAGCUGGGAAGGCCCUCCAAUAUCGACGAGCGUCACGACGAACGGCUCGGCGAGAUCUGCCACGAUCACCCUUCUGGCGUCAUCACGAAUCUUGCACGCCUUCUGUCUGACGUCGGGCGACGAUGCUUAGCGGUGAGCCAGCUCGAGGAGAAAGAGAGCGACGUCGAUACUGUGGCCGAUGUCAUCCUCAACAAGGUUCGCACCACAGGCGAGUCGUGCCAAUCCCUGCUGCGUUGGGCAGACCAGGUGCCGUUCGGGCUGCGACCAACCAACGAUCUCCUUUCUGACAGCGGACAAGAGUGGCCGUGUCGAUACAUCUCGGCACACUACUACUCGGCUUUGCUCCUGCUGACCCGCAACAGCCUCUUGAUCAACGCCGAAGCCCGUGAGAUCGCGGUCGAGCUUGUGGCAAGCGAUGCAGCCUGGAAGGGCAUCAUCCGUAACGGCGCCACCAUAGCGGCCAACGCGGCCCGCCGCAUGCUGCGUUUGGAGCUCGAAGACGUCGGUGCCCAUCUGAGUGCCAUUCUCGUUUUGGCCCUCUUCAUUGCGACACAGCCAUCAUCUCGUCUUGCGGCGUCCGACAUCAAGCUGAUUGAAAGCGCGAGCCAGGCCCUUGUCGCCUCGAAUCCCAUCGACUCUCAGCUCGCAUGCACGUUAGCCGCCGUCAAUUCCCUGGUCGAUCCAGACCACGCCAUGAGUCCUGCGCCAGCCGCACAGCCGUACAGCGAUCCUCUGCUCGCCUCAAACUGGAGCGAGCUUGGCUGGGAUUGGGACAUGAGCAUUUUCGACCCUCUCUUUACGCAAGAAUCGCAAUAA
Molecule: messenger RNA, 1722 nt
Organism: Moesziomyces antarcticus
Lineage: Eukaryota; Fungi; Basidiomycota; Ustilaginomycetes; Ustilaginales; Ustilaginaceae
Product: fungal specific transcription factor domain-containing protein
Exons: 1
Coding region: 1-1722 (573 amino acids)
Biological process (GO): DNA-templated transcription; regulation of DNA-templated transcription
Molecular function (GO): zinc ion binding; DNA binding; DNA-binding transcription factor activity, RNA polymerase II-specific
Source: RefSeq, a predicted model, not a curated record